GAGUGUGCGGUAAAUGCGGAGUGCGCGUGUGCGGUUUGUUGCGCGUUUGGGCGCUCCAACGGCGAAGUAAAUCUCGUCAGCGCAGGAAAAAUGGUUGUGCUUACAACUUUUUGCUUAUAUGCUGCAAAGGAGUCGGCCAAGCGCCCACGGCUGCGUGAUGUGAGGCGUUUCAUGGAUCGCCUGCGCCUGAACAUCCACGGUGGCACAGGCGGCACGGGAUACCCCCGCUACGGCGGCAUCGGUGGCGUUGGUGGCAGCGUCUACUUGAAGGCCAUCGACAAAAUGGAGUUGAGGGACGUCGUCAAAGACUACCCCGACAAGCGCAUCAAGGCAGGUCACGGACAGAACAGCAAGUCAACACAAAUCCUUGGCCAACCAGGAACUGACAUCACCGUCAAAGUGCCUGUCGGAGUGUCUGUCUACAACGGCCAGAAUCAUUUGAUUGGGGACCUCAUCAAGCCUAAUGACAAGAUCUUGGUGGUGCGAGGGGGCCAGGGGGGCAACCCCAGCAACCAGUACCACGGACAGAAGGGCGAGGUCGACAACAUCACCCUCAGCCUGAAGCUCAUUGCAGAUGUGGGCUUCGUGGGUUUUCCUAAUGCUGGCAAGUCAACACUCCUGAGGGCACUGUCAAGAGCAGCACCCAAGGUUGCCAACUACCCUUUUACUACCAUCAGCCCAAACAUUGGAAUCAUGGAAUAUGCUGACCACCGGCAGAUCUCCCUUGCUGACUUGCCAGGGCUCAUCGAAGGUGCUCAUCGCAACUUUGGUUUGGGCCACAAGUUCCUCAAGCACGUCGAGCGGACAAGCAUGCUGCUUUUUAUUGUUGACAUCAACGGCUUCCGCCUCAACAAUGCAUCGUUGCACCGGAGUGCAUACGAGACGGUCAUGUCCUUGAACAAGGAACUAGAACUGUACAAAGAAGAUCUCCUCUCUAAGCCAGCCAUUUUGGCUGUGAACAAGAUGGACACCGAGGGGGCUAUGGACAAGUACGAAGAGCUUUUGGAGCAGCUUAGAAAAGCAAGACAGUGAGUUGUUUGUUUGUUU
Rhipicephalus sanguineus (brown dog tick) is the source of this 1047-nucleotide messenger RNA. Its product is annotated as GTP-binding protein 10. Gene Ontology annotation, cellular component: mitochondrion. The coding region runs from base 91 to 1032 and encodes 313 amino acids. The transcript has 8 exons. Gene Ontology annotation, molecular function: GTP binding; magnesium ion binding; GTPase activity. Lineage: Eukaryota; Metazoa; Arthropoda; Arachnida; Ixodida; Ixodidae. The record is from RefSeq and is a predicted model, not a curated record.